Messenger RNA from Heterocephalus glaber (naked mole-rat), 8226 nucleotides. It is a transcript of the gene Amer1, whose product is annotated as APC membrane recruitment protein 1. Gene Ontology annotation, cellular component: plasma membrane. Gene Ontology annotation, biological process: regulation of canonical Wnt signaling pathway. NCBI's taxonomy places the organism in Eukaryota, Metazoa, Chordata, Mammalia, Rodentia, Bathyergidae. The record is from RefSeq and is a predicted model, not a curated record. Gene Ontology annotation, molecular function: phosphatidylinositol-4,5-bisphosphate binding; beta-catenin binding.
ACGCCCCACCCUAUGUCCAAGGAGUCCUGGGGAGAGAGUAUGGGGGAGCUGCCUAGAACCUGGGGAAGGGGAGUCUGUACGAGAGGUGAUUGUGGAUCCCUGGCGGUAGCGGCGGCGGCGGCGGCGGCGGCGGCGGCGGCAGCAGCAGCAGCAAAAGCAGCGGUUGUGGCAUUCUUAGCCGCGGCAGCCCCGGCUCCACCUGGGGCUAGAGCGGCACAGCAGACAAUAAAUAACCGGGUAGGGAGCUGUACCGGGACGGACCACACUUCCUGACUGAUGAUGUUAUAACACCACCUGGAAGCCUGAGGCUACACUACCACCUGAACAUUCCUGAGUUUUCCCCAUCACCAUGGAGACUCAAAAGAAUGAAGCUGCUCAGACCAAGGGAGCGGCAACUUCUGGGGAUAACCAGGACCAGGAGGCAGAGAAGGGAGCCAAGAACAAGACAGAUGCGGUAACAGAAGGGCCAGUGUCAGAGCGAUGUUCAUCUGGCCCAGGUAGACUGAAGAAAACUGCCAUGAAACUUUUUGGUGGCAAAAAGGGAAUCUGUACUCUGCCUAGUUUCUUUGGAGGGGGACGAAAUAAAGGUUCUGGAAAAAGCAGCUCCAAGAAGAGUUUGAGGAAAAGCAAAACACAUGAUGGCCUGAGUGAAGUAGCCCAUGGCCCUAAAGAUGUCAGUGAAGGAACUGGCUUCUCCCUACCUUUUCCUGAAUCACCCUGCCGAUUUCCCAGCUCCCAGAGUGCCCACGGGGCUUUGGAGAUAGACUACAGGCAUAAAAAAUCUGUGGCUGGAUCCACCAAAAAAGCUGGAGUUGACAAGCUGCCCCCUGUACCAAAGCCAAAGAAAGGCCUAAAAGGUUUUUUUAACAGUAUCCGCCGUCACCGAAAGAGCAGGAUUGCUGGUGCUGAGCAAAGUGAGCCAAAUGCCAAGGCAUCUGAGGGGGCAAGAGCUAGAUCUCAUGAGCAUGUGAGCUCAAGCCCUCUCCCAUGCUCUGAAGAGACCUGCCAAGCCACUACAAAGGAAAAUGCCAAACCCCAAGCUGUUCUGGGGCCAAAAAUUUCUCCAGCACCAGAGCCUUCUUCACCAGCUACUGAGAAGAUAGCCUGUAAAAAUCUAGAAAAAUCCAUAGGGAUCUCUGCCUCACCACUUGUGCUGCCCAAGCUUGCCCCUGAAUCCAGUAUCCUAGAGGAGUCCCACAGGCAAACAGGGGAAAAGAUAAUAGCAGGAGAGCUAAAUCCACCCAACGGCCCCAUGGGGGAUCAGUUGAGCCUCCUGUUUGGGGAUGUCACAUCCCUGAAAAGCUUUGACUCAUUAACAGGUUGUGGUGAUAUUAUAGCAGAACAAGACAUGGACAGUAUGACAGACAGCAUGGCUUCUGGGGGUCAGAGGGCCAACAGAGAUGGGACCAAGCGAAGUUCCUGCCUGGUGACCUACCAAGGAGGUGGAGAAGAGAUGGCCUUGCCGGACGAUGAUGAGGAAGAGGAAGAUGAGGUAGAAUUAGAGGAGGAAGAAGAAGUCAAGGAAGAAGAUGAUGAUGACUUAGAGUAUCUAUGGGCAAAUGCCCAGAUGUACCCAAGGCCCGAUUUUAACCUGGGUUACCAUUCCACCACAUCCCCAGCCCAUCACGGAUACAUGCUCCUUGACCCAGUUCAGUCCUACCCUGGUCUAGCCCCUGGGGAACUUUUGACUCCUCAGAGUGACCAGCAAGAGUCUGCCCCCAAUAGUGAUGAAGGUUAUUAUGACUCCACUACACCUGGAUUUGAGGAUGAUUCAGGUGAGGCCCUGGGGCUUGUCCAUAGGGAUUGCUUACCCAGAGACAGCUAUAGUGGAGAUGCCCUAUAUGAGUUUUAUGAGCCAGAUGACACUCUUGAGAACUCUCCACCUGAGGAUGACUGCCUUUAUGACCUCCAUGGUCACAGCUCUGAGAUAUUUCACCCCUUCUUGAACUAUGAGCCCUUUUCUUCCUCUCGGCCACCUGGGGCAAUGGAGACAGAGGAAGAACGGCUAGUGACCAUCCAGAAACAGUUGUUGUACUGGGAACUUCGUCGGGAGCAGCUUGAGGCCUGGGAGACAUGUGUUCAAGAGGCUCAUGUGAGGGGCCCCCACACCAGAAAGGCCUACACUCAAGAGGAUCAUGCCAUGGAGGCAUGUGCCCGAGGGGCUCACACUUGGGAAGCUCAUGCCAGGGAGCCCCGAACCCGAGAAGCCAAGGCCCCAGAGGGUCGUCCCCUAGAAGCUCAAGUCCAAGAGGCCCAGGCCCAGCAGGAGAAGCCUAUUUUGGAGUAUCAGAUGAGGCCCUUAGGCCCAUCAGUGAUGGGCCUGAUGGCGGGAACAUCAGGAGCCUCUCAGACUUCCCACCAAGGAACCACCUCAGCUUUCCCUGCCACUGGGAGCAGUGAGCCAGACUGGAGGGACUUCCGUCCUCUGGAGAGGCGUUUCGAGAGGACCUGCUCCAAGAAAGAUCAAAGUACCUGUCUGAUGCAGCUUUUUCAGAGUGGUGCCAUGUUUGAGCCAGACAUGCAAGAAGCCAAUUUUGGAGGCUCUCCCAGGAAGGCCUACCCUACUUAUUCACCCCCUGAGGAACCAGAAGAAGAGGAGAUUGAGAAAGAAGGAAAUGUCACUGUGAGUUUCUCACAGGCCCUAGUGGAGUUUACUAGCAAUGGAAACCUUUUUUCUAGCACAUCUUGCAGCUCUGACUCUGACUCCUCCUUCACUCAAAACCUCCCUGAGCUGCCCCCCAUGGUGACCUUUGACAUAGCUGAUGUGGAGCGGGAUGGGGAAGGGAAAUGUGAAGAGAAUCCUGAGUUUCACAAUAAUGAAGACCUUGCAGCCUCCUUGGAAGCUUUUGAGCUGGGCUAUUAUCACAAACAUGCUUUCAACAACUACCACAGCCCAUUCUACCAAGGCCUGUCCUGGGGUGUAAGCAGCCUCCCUCGAUACUUAGGGCUACCUGGCAUGCAUUCUCGACCUCCACCUGCAGCCAUAGCUCUGAACAAGAGAAGCCGCUCUCUUGACACAGCAGAGACCCUGGAGCUGGAGCUCUCUAAUUCUCACUUGGCCCAGGGCUAUCUGGACUCUGAUGAGCUUCAGACCCAGCAGGAAAAUUCAGAUGAAGAAGAUGAAGAGGAGGGAGAAUGGGGCCGAGUCAGUCCCCUGUCCCUCUAUACUGAACCCCCAGGGGCUUACGACUGUCCUACCUGGGCUCUCCAUCCUCUUCCAGUGAGACCAGGGCCUGCCUGGAUAAACCCCAGCCAGUUGGAUAGGCAUUCCAGCCAGUCUCUGUAUGGGCAGGGAGCCUGUUGUGUACCUCCUGUAGCCAUGUCAGUGUCAGUGCCAAGGCCAGAGCCAAUAGCACCUGGGGAAUGUAGGCCUCAGUUAGCCCGGCCUUCACACCUACCACUGCCUAUGGGCCCUUGCUAUAACCUCCAGCCACAGGCCUCUCAGAGUGUGAGACCCAGGCUUCAAGAUGUGUUAGUGCAUGUUGAUGAGCCCAGUAGCUCCUCCAGUACUGGAGGAUUCAGCUCUGGCCCUGUGCAUCAGGCUAAACCUGUGGGCAUCACUCAUGGCAUCCCUCAACUGCCUAGGGUCCAGCCUGAAUCCCCCCAGCCUCAGCCCAGUCACUACAGGGCUUCCAACCUUGACCUGCCAAAGGAGAAGACUGAGCAAGGUGCCUCUCUUCCCACCAGCUUCUCUUCCACUGCUAUGAAUGGAAACUUAGCCAAGUAGUCAUCAUCAGUUCUGGAGUGGAGGCGUGGGACCUGAGCAUGUGAAUGGGGAUCAGGGGUUAGGCAGAAGGGUGGGGUGGGGAUUGCUGUUUAACUUGAAAAUCCUUUUGUCAAGGAAAACCCCUCUGGGUUUUCACCUUUGUUUUCCCCUUUCCCACUUCUGCCAUCUGUGGUCACAUUCAGCUCAAGUACAUCUGCCCAGAAAGGCUACUGCUGCUGUGCUUGUUUUUGUUUUCAGGAUUUCUUCUUGUGACAAGUGCAGGGUUCGGGAUGCUGUAAUUUUGUGCCUAUUCAAAUUUCCAAGUUAGUGAUUAUAUAUAUCAUUCAUCCUAGACAAAGGCUGAAUCCUUACCACCUUCACCCCCACCCAAUGAAUUAUGAAUUACAGUUUGCAGCCAAGUCUGUACUGCUUUUCACUUGGAGAUGGGGAGAGGCUGUUUGCUGUUAGCAAUGUGAAGUUAUAGUACAGAUCCUCCCCCUCCCAUUCAGCCUUGGCAUAGCUGUCAGCAUUACAUGAAGGGACUAUAAGCUAUUCAUUGCUGCUAGAUGUACUUAAGAUCAAGGAGCACGUAUCUCUCUGCCUAUUGCUGUGGACUUUGGCAUCAUCACAAUAUAGGGCCUUUUAACUUGGCCUACCAUAGUUUGGGUUGGAGACAAAAGCUAAUUCCCUUAACGGAGUGAUUAAUUUUGUCCAGUUGCAAACAAAGGUUAAAACAAAGUUUUAUUGUAGACACUGCCAUAGUCAUGAGCUCUGGAAUGAUAGUUUUUUCUUUGUUCUAUUAACCCUGUGACUGCUUGAGUUGCAGACAUUUUUGAAUUGUCACUUUUUCCUCUAAAAGUUUUCAUAAUCUCAUCACAGUUUUUUAACUGAGAUAAGGGAAGAAACAUAACCUAAAUUAGGCUUGGCUAUAACAGUUGGGGUGUUUGUGGGGUGCAGGAGAAGGGAAAAGGGUCCAUUUGUCCCAGCCAGCAAGAGAGAUUUCAUACUGUGGAGCUUGAGGCAGCCCAGCUACUUAUAAGGGAAAAUUGCUUCCCACACUUCCCCCCAAAACCAAAAAGUUCCAAACCUUGCCAAUUUCUUACUUUGGAUGCUAUAAAGAGGUUCCAGGCUUGCACUCUAACCACAGGAUACCAAAGGCAUCUCAGCUGCUGUUCCUAGCACACUAAAGAACUUUCGUCUCUCAAUUGGUCAAGUCCUUAGCAUCAUCAAAGGACCAGGCUUCUUGAGAGGAAAGACUGGUGUGCCCUCACGUACCAAGCUACAAGAUUCUGAUUUGUGUGGCAGUUUCAGCCCUUUAUGUAAUGAAUGGCACCCUCUCUUCUGCAUCCAUGCAUUUUUCAUGCUAAACUAGGUUGGAAAUACUGAUGAUGAAGAGUUUGCUAUCAGGAAGACAUUGUAACAGUCUAAUCUUUCCAGGCCCACCCUCUCAUUAAUCACCCAAAGAAAAGGUUACUUUUAAAUUUCUUUAUUGGGAAUGCCAUGGACAAUUUGUGUUACCUGGAUAUGUAGACCUAAAUUAUGAUUCUUGCCUCUUCUGCCUCUCCCUUUCAGCCAUCUUUAUGCCUGUUAAGAGAAGUCAACAGGGCUCUUGCCGUUCCUGAGAUAUGGCAAUUUAACCUUGGAACAGAUGCUGAUGACCCACUGAAUCAAGGUGAUUUUGUGGGCAAACUGUAGGUGAUAUAUUUAUCCAGGGUCUUUAUCAUGAUUCUCAGAUUAAGGCUGGUCCCAUAGCCUUCCCUGAAAAGAGCAGAUCAGUCUGGCAGGUGUUAUGUCCCUGGAAGUACCAUGUGAGUUUCCAUGGCUGCAACACCACACCUUAAGGGACUCAGACCUGCUCUCUAGGCUUACAUUGGCUACAUCAUGAAGAAAUGCAUCUGCCAUGAAGCAGGAGAAUGAAAGGAAAGUCCACUUCACCUCAGCACAGCAUUCUAAGAAGUUCCCGGAUUCUAGCCAUUUGGCCUCUUACCAAACCUGCUCUGGAAGGGUGAGGCUGAAAUUGGCAUGGCUAUUUCACAGGAACCAAACACCAAAUGCCUUUACAAUGGAGAAAACCCACCUCUUGACUCUUCGUUCAGGGCAGCUUGAGCUCCUAUCUGAAUGUGGACUGUGCCAGUCACACAGACAGUAGCUAACACCAGCCUCCAUAUCUUGCUAGAGAAAGCCCAUCAGCCAAUCUGGGGAGAGGGAAAUGAGGUUUUCAGCCUUUAGCCAUGGGCUGAGAGCUACCCUCGGUGUCAAGAAGGCAGCAAGCUGCACUGCCUUUGAGUGGAGCUGUCAUAACCUUCGUAUACUCUCCUGGGCUUUGGAAGGUUACACACCACAGAGUAGUACCUGGGGCUGAGUAGGAAUUCAUGGUUUGGACAUCAUUGCCUCCAAGUCCCUUCACUGCUCUAGCUAGACCAGGAACAGGUUCCUUAUCACCCAAAGUGGGGCCAGCUAGGAUUCAUGGCUACAGAAAUAUGCCCCUUUGAGUCUCUAGAGCUCAGAAGUUCAUGACCAAAUGCCAGCUGCAUACUUGAGGAGGAGCACAGAAUGACAAUGGGAGAAAAAAACCACAAAAUCUAGGCCUGUCCACAAGUGAACUACUGCUUGUUUGACAUGCACCAAAUACUACUAUGCCCCAGGCUACUAAAGGCAUUGAUAUCAUGUCCAUACCUCCUAGGCAGGCUGAGGCCAGAUGAACACCAUGACUUGAUUGCAAGGUCCCAGGAUAAUGCCUUUGGAUGUGACUUCAAGGGAAGGUGUGUCUUGAGAAGAGGUUGCUGCCCUCAUCUUGCUACCCAGUAGACCUAUUUAGUGUUUCAUAGCUCUAACCCAGAGAAUUCCCACAUGAGACCAAGUCCUUGAGGGACCAGUAAAUGUUGACAGAGAAGGCCACCUAGCAGGUCUCUAACAGGGCCAGGAUAAGAGCUUCUUGGUGCUUUAGAGUCUCCGAAGAAGCCCUUCCUGCUCAGAUGUAUUUAGCUUGGGUACCAGGCCACAAGUUUCCCAGGAUAAAGGCUUCAGCAAACACCAGUCUCUCCUGCCCUCAAGGAGGAAAGUAGCUUCCUACACUCAAAAGGCUGGAUGUGUGCCUUCAUGCUACUGCCAGUGGCUUUCUCAUAUGUGCUACCAUCCUACCUGCGCUCAGCCCCCAGGUCCAGUUGCUAGAGGAAGGCAUGAGGGCUUUAGCAGGGAGACUUCAAGUUUACCCAUGUGUAUGUUGCAUUCAAGUUGAUAUCCAAUUAUCUCUUUUUGUAUUGUUUGAAUUUUUUAUUCAUGGAAAACAAUGUCUACCAAUUGUUUUUUAAUAUAUUUUAUUUUUAAGCAGUGCUGUUUAUAGUUUUAAGCAAAAUGAAAGUUGAACACAAAAAAAAGUUACUUAUGCAGAGGGCUGGUAUCUCACCUGCCUAGGAUCCUCCUCUUCAUUCCCCUCUCCCCACUCUUGCUGUAACACACUGUUUAUUCCCUCCCCACCAUGAUAGGAGCAGCAAGUGUCCAAGUACUGAAGACAAAUGCUAGGUACCUAAGGCAUGUGGAACCUGGUAGACAGUGUGUUGUUUUAUGGCUUUAUGUUUUCCCUUUGUAUCUUUCCUUUUGUGUACACCUUCUGAGAGUACUCAUUUCUCUCUUUUUUCUUUAGGUUUCACACUUCCACUUUGAAACCAUUGUGCCCUUGUACUAUUUGUCAUAUUGAGCUUUUCCAAAGGAGCAUUUUGGAAACAUUUUCCACCCAGGGAAGGAGGGCAGGGGUUUUAAGCACACCCCUUUCCUUAUGAUACUGGGAAAGACAGAUGGCAGUGAUGCUCCAACUAUCAGGAAUUAAUUUAUUAUCUCAUUAAGGAAAUCCUUGGAUGAGAUUUUCCUGGAGCUCAGAUUGUAGAUUAUGACACUUACCCAGAAGACUUUGAGGAACUCCUUGACCCCUCUUGCUACUUUGAGGCACACUCUUCCUGCCGCUGUUCCCCCUUCCCCACCCUGCUUCAGCUCAUAUGGGAUGGUACUUUGGGGGAACAGUGACUUUCAAGAUAAUGGCUUAUUGGCUUGAUCCUCCAUUUUUCCAUCUUACAGUCACUCCAAAGAAGAAAGUCCAUAUUGAUGUAUAUGUAUGAAUUUUGAGCCUAUUAAGAGAUGGGGCUUUGAUUAUUAUUCUUGUUACUAUUGGUGCUUAUUUCCACUGCCGGUAUAUAGGAGUGGGGUAGAAGAAGAAAACAGGAAUGCAUAUGUAGGUCAUGUUAAAAUAUCUUGGGGAAAGAGGGAGGAAAUUAGGAACUACAGUACAUCCUCGCCCUAGCUAUAAGAUUUCUCUUUCCCAAUGUAGAAAGGGGACCAUGGUCCCUUGCUGUGCCUGACCUUUCCCUUCCUUAUCCCUGAGGCAUUACAGAAUAACCUGGAUUGUGACCUCUCCACUCCUAGCUCUCAGCGACAUCUGGAUAUCUUGAUGCACUGCCUGUAUGUUACAACAUAUAUUUCUUUUGCUAAAUACUAAUAAAUUUGGGUUCAAGAGGGACCCCCCAUAA